CCCAAGUUUGUACUAUUUUUCCUCUUCAACGAAACAAGAAGAUACCUCAUCGUCAAUUCCUUGACUACAUUCGGGUCCCGUGCCCGCCAUAUAGGAUCACUCAACACCCACUACGUGUAGUCUCGGCACCUCGUUCACAUUCUUAGCCGCUAUGUCGACUCUCAACUACAAAUUCGAAGGCUGGAUUGGCCUCGACAAGUCAGCAACAGAGGGGAAAAUGAUUUGGCAGGAGUUUGAACCCAAGGAAUGGGAGGACACAGAUAUUGACAUCAAAGUCACCCAUAGCGGCGUCUGCGGGACAGACCUGCACACGUUGCGCAGUGGCUGGUACUCUGCUCCAUACCCGAUCUGCGUCGGUCACGAAAUCGUCGGCAUCGCCAUCCGCGUCGGGACGAAAGCUAUUGGAGACAUCAAAGCGGGGGAUCGCGUCGGUGUUGGCGCCCAAGCAAACGCCUGCCUCGGCCGUUUCGGCCCUUGUAAGGCCUGCGACGGCGGCAAGGAGUCGUACUGCAAGAAACCCGUGCAUACGUACGGCGCCUUCCAGUACAACGGUGGCAAAGCGACGGGCGGGUAUGCGACUCACCACCGCUGUCCUUCCCAUUUUGUAUUCAAGAUUGAUGACCGGUUCGACUCGGUGUCGGUUGCGCCCACGCUUUGCGGGGGCAUCACUGUGUACUCGCCGCUGAAAUUGAACGGGUGUGGGCCGGGGAAGACUGUGGGUGUUAUUGGAGUUGGAGGUCUGGGCCAUUGCAGUAUUCUAUUUGCAAAGCUCUCGAGGCGGAUAGACUUGUGGGUACAUCUAGGAGUGAGUCGAAACGAGAUGAAGUUCUCAGAAUGGGUGCGGACGAUUAUAUCGCAAGGGGUGAGCGAUUGGACUGGGUGUCUGAGUAUACUGGUGCCUUUGACAUCAUCAUCAACACCAUUGCACGGGUAAGAUCCCUUUCAACCAUUAUCUCAGCUUGGUGAGUCUAGAUGGCACAUCUAUCCAAGUUGGGUUGCCGGAAGACGGGUCGUUCGAGGUUAACGCCUCCAUGCUCGUGUCGCGGCGGAUAAAAAUCACGGGGUCAAAUACGGGGUCUCGAUAAGAGAUUCGCGAGAUGUUGAACUCGGCUGCUGAUAAAGAAAUCAAUCUUUGGGUUCAGGAGAGGCCCAUGGCGGAAGCAAACCAAGGACUUGUGGAUUUCGAAGCUGGAAAGGCGCGAUAUCGUUACGUUCUGACGCUGUAACCUAGCAUGAUCC
Messenger RNA from Colletotrichum acutatum, 1239 nucleotides. RefSeq names its product chaperonin 10-like protein. NCBI's taxonomy places the organism in Eukaryota, Fungi, Ascomycota, Sordariomycetes, Glomerellales, Glomerellaceae. The transcript is spliced from 2 exons. Gene Ontology annotation, biological process: alcohol metabolic process. Gene Ontology annotation, molecular function: alcohol dehydrogenase (NADP+) activity; zinc ion binding. The record is from RefSeq and is a predicted model, not a curated record. The coding region runs from base 152 to 934 and encodes 260 amino acids.